AUGUCUGCUAAUCGAGUGAAGACUAUAAAUGAAAACCAAUCGCAGACAAUGCUGGAUAUGGAACAGCAGAAACCAAAAUGGGUACAUUUGGUUUCUGAUGCGAUAAAGAGCGAAAAUUGGAAAAGUAAAACAUGCCGUGCCUACUCGAGUAAUUAUCCAGAAAUGAGUAAUCAGAUGGAACCGUGUCUUUGUGGUCGGUUACCACGCGCUCAUAGUUUCGAUGGUACGCCAAAUGAAGACUUACUCAAGAACAAAAAAUUUAAGAGACAAAAAUUCCUUGUUGAAAAGGAGCUGACUGUCUAUGGACAGAUUAGCAAUGGCGCUAAAUUUAUCCGAUGGAAUGUGGAUACAACAACUCGAUUUAAAACAUUGAGCAAGAUCAUCAAAGAAAAUGUUGGUAUGAAGCCUCACUUACUCAUUAGCUGUUUCGGUGGAGCCGAAAAUUUCGUUAUGACUGACACGCUGGAAAAAGAGUUUAUGAUUGGUAUCGCACAAGCGGCAGUUACAGAACAUGUGUGGCUUCUAACAACUGGCUUGAACAGCGGCGUUUCAAAACUAAUUGGACAAUAUGUGCAUCGCUAUAGACUGCUGAACAAAUCCUCGAUUGUGCCAACCCUAAUCGGAAUGACCGGUUGGGGAACAGUAACAAAGAAUACGAGAGAAGUGCUCGAAAAGGCGGCCUACAAAUUACGGUAUAAUAUGUACGCCAGUUUAAAUGACUCAAGCGAUUUAGGGACACUGGACUAUGAUGAAAACAAAACACUUGAUAGAAAUCAUUCACAUUUCAUUUUAUUGGAUGACGGAAGCAUAGGCGAUUUCAUCGAUGAUGCUCCACGUUCGGAUUUUGUCGAUGAUGUACGUGACAUGCUAGGAUGUCAGGCUAUAACUAUCAUUGUUGAGGGUGGUCUCAAUACUAUCGAAGUGAUUCAAAAUGAUCUAAAGAAGGGACAACCUGUAAUUGUCAUACACCGAAGUGGUCGCAUAGCAAACGUCAUUGGCACUUUACUGGAAUCAUUGGGUGUAGAAGCGCAACCGACAGAGAACGAUGUGAUAAAACUGCUCGAUCAUUUUUGUUACAAACAGUGGUCAGAAUAUGACGAAAAUGUUAGCAAUAUUGAUGAAGCGGAAAUUAGGAAACGUAAAAAGGGCAAAUCGGACAUCGUUACUGGCAUCAUACGCUUGUUUCAAUCCAAUUAUCGCAAAUACUUAAGUCUAUUUGAUCUCGAACGUGAUUCAAGUCUUACUGACAGCAUUUUCAAAGCAGUGGACUCUGUUCAAUCUGCCUCAAGCCAGCAAGAAGAAAGCUUUCUCGAAUUAGCCAUCAAUUGGAAUUAUGCAAUUCGUGCAGAGGCAAUGUCUAAAUCUCUCGCGUACGAUCAAAAAUUAUAUUCGAAAUUAUUUGAACAAGCGCUGAUGAAAAAUCGGCCGACUCUGGUUGAUUAUUUUCUCAGACGAAAUCAUAAUCCUUUUCUAACGGAUGCAUUUAAUAAGCUUUCUGAAAAUGGCAAACAUAUUCAGGAUACUAGAAAUCCGUCUGAAAACAGAACAUCUACAAAUCAAACAGGACCUCAAAACCAAGUGCAGUUUGAGGAGUCAACACAAGUCAAAUGUGCUAUCAAAUUCAUCCUUGAGAAGCUCUACAGGUCGCUUGACAGCCAAAAAUUUCACGGUUAUAGCGUGCCGACAACAUUGGAGGAACUUGAUGCAAAUCAUAGCCGACUAAUUGGACCAUAUACCGAUUCAUUCUAUUUUGCGGAAAGGAAGAACAGUCAGCUUGCUCAGAACUUUAAACUUUUAACUGCUCGUUGUUGGACGUGUGAAGAUAAUAACAUGCCACCGCCGAAUAGUGCAGUUGAGAGAGCAUGCACUAAACCGUUCGGUACUCAAGAAAUGUUACGCGAACUUUUCUUGUGGAGCGUUUAUGCUGGAUAUAAAGAUAUGGCUUUCAUUCUUCUACUACAAAUAGAAACACGAAUGAUAGCAGCGUUGAUUGCAGCUUGCAUAGCCCAACAUCUGUCCCAAGCUGCUGAUACUUUAGAUGUGCAGCAUAAAUAUAAAGAACAUGCAAAAGAAUACGAAGCCUAUGCUACAGAAUGUGUGAAAGAAUGUUACGAGCACAAUGAGCGACUUGCUUGUCAGUUGAUGCUACGUGAAAAUCAAAUCUUUGGGAAUAUGACCUGUAUGCAAGUAGCUAUCUCGUCACGUAUUACAACCUUUGUCAACACAAAUUGUUUUAACGAAGUUUUACAGCGACAAUGGUUUGGCCAAUUACCACGUUCUACAAGUGAAACUUUAUCUAGCAAAGUGAAGUUUAUUGCUAGCUUGGUAACACUCGGACUCAUUCCACAUAGAUUGCGAAAAUAUCAGAAAGAAGACCAAGUUAUUCAUACUUCACAGAAAAACGUUGAAAAACAAGAAAACACUCCUCGUGGAAUAUACGAUAGAUGGAAGGGAGUCAAAGAGCACACCAUUGAAUCUCCUACUUACUUCCAAAAAUUAUACUAUUUCCAUUCAACUCCUGCUGUCAAGAUGUUCUACCAUUUCUUGGUCUAUGUAUGGUUUCUACUUGUCUUCAGUUACAUGAUGUUAUUUGAGAUGAACGUAGAUGUACCGAAAAUUCGCUGGACAAGAAUCUAUCUGAUUAUAACUGUGUCGGCUAUGCUUAUCGAAGACGUUCGUUGGCUUAUCAUUGAUUAUUAUACGCGAAUGUUGGAGAGAUGGCAUUGGUCGAAUGUAUGGAUGGUUUCUGUGAAUAUUAUGCCUUACGUUCUUUUCUACAUUGGUAUUAUACUCUAUUUCCAAUCGGAGGGCCAGCCAACGAUCUUUACCGCUGCAAGAAUUAUCCUCGCCAUUGAUCUUGAAAUUUGGUAUCUAUUCUCGUUACGUUUCGUCAGUGCUAUUAAAUUAUUAGGGCCAAAGCUUUUUAUGAUACGGAAUAUGUUACGUUGUUUGGCUGCUUUCAUGUACAUAAUUUUUGUUUGCAUUGCUGCCUAUGGUGUGGUAUCCCGAGCUUUGAUUAUGUACAACGACAUAGAAUUCACAGCUAAAAGUGUCUUUCAAGCUGUGUUUUAUCAACCAUAUUGGUUUUUGUAUUCAAUUGUUGAUGAUGAGAAGAAUACGCUUGACAGUAUCAUAUCUAAUGCAACAUCAUCGCCCGAGCUGGUAGCAGAAGCCACAGUGACUCACGUAUUAUUGGCUGCACAUAUGAUCUUCAUCAAUAUUUUGAUUCUCAAUCUAUUAAUCGCUGUCUUCAACUAUACAAUCAACGAUGUGCAAGAUCAGUAUGAAUACUUUUGGCGCUACCAACGAUAUGGACUUAUUCGAGAAUAUUUUGAAAAACCACUCUUUGCCUUUCCACCUCUUUCACUCAUCGCAUAUAUUGCUUGGCUUUUAAACCUGGCGAGGUCUAAUGGAACAAUUUUUCGAAUUCUUAAACGUCGUUGUCUCUCGCCGGAGAUGAAUGCUGGAUGGACAGAAUUUGAGAACGCUGCUACCUAUGAGUAUGCACGUAAAUUUGUCGAAAAGAAUUAUCGACCGAAAACUGAAGAUGAUAAGUCAAAACUAGACACACAAUUGGAUUCAAUGAAAAGCACUGUUGAUAGUUUGAAGAAGCAGAUAGAAGAUUUGAGAAAAGCCAAUGAGACAUUUCAAAGUGAAACGAAAGCACAAACAGAAAGAAUGUUCGUUAAUAUGAAGUGGAUCAUGUCAGCAAUGGAUCGAGUCAAAAUGUCCAACGUUUCAUUGGCAGAUUUCGAGAAAUCAACCAACAGUGAAAUCCCAGAAUAA
This is a messenger RNA of Adineta ricciae, 3786 nucleotides long. NCBI's taxonomy places the organism in Eukaryota, Metazoa, Rotifera, Eurotatoria, Adinetida, Adinetidae. The record is from the annotation of a GenBank genome assembly.